Messenger RNA from Cervus elaphus (red deer), 1440 nucleotides. RefSeq names its product zinc finger protein 830 (gene ZNF830). Lineage: Eukaryota; Metazoa; Chordata; Mammalia; Artiodactyla; Cervidae. The transcript has a single exon. Gene Ontology annotation, biological process: mitotic DNA replication checkpoint signaling; nuclear DNA replication; mitotic DNA damage checkpoint signaling. Gene Ontology annotation, cellular component: nucleus; spliceosomal complex. Gene Ontology annotation, molecular function: zinc ion binding; nucleic acid binding. The record is from RefSeq and is a predicted model, not a curated record. The coding region runs from base 34 to 1158 and encodes 374 amino acids.
GAAGCCAGGCUCGCCUCCGGUCGGAUAGCAAAGAUGGCGUCGUCCGCCUCAGCCCGGCCUGCAGCGGGGAAGCGAGUGGUGAAUCAGGACGAACUGCGACGGUUGAUGAAGGAAAAGCAGCGUCUGAGCACCAACCGGAAACGGAUAGAAUCUCCAUUCGCGAAGUACAACCGCUUGGGGCAGCUGAGUUGUGCCCUGUGUAACACUCCGGUUAAGAGCGAGCUCCUGUGGCAGACUCACGUCCUGGGAAAGCAGCACCGAGAGAAAGUGGCCGAGCUGAAAGGCGCGAAGGAAGCAGCCCAGGGCCCGUCCGCCAGCGCAGUGCCUCAGUCCACCAAGAGGAAGGCGCCGGACUCUGAGAGCCAAGAUGCCAAAAGAGCGAAGGCCUCCCUGGUUUCUCAGGUACAGCCCUCCACGUCCGCUUUGCCCACCAACUUUGACAAAGCCGGAAAGGAGUCCACUAGGACGACCGUCGGUAAGGCUUCGGGACUCGGUUUACUCCCUGAUUAUGAUGACGAGGAGGACGAGGAGGAGGAGGAGAAGGGAGGAGGAGGAGCAGAAGGGAAGAAGGGGGAUGCCUGUAAGCAGCCGUCCAAUUCACAGAGCAAGGAACACUCACUUUCCUCCUCGCGGGAGGCAACUGGUAGUAGGCUGCCAAGCAAUUUCUCGGAUACAAAUCCUCCCAAGGCCCCUUUAAUCCCUCAUUCCGGGUCAAUUGAGAAAGCAGAAAUACAUGAAAAAGUAGUGGAAAGGCGAGAAAACACUGCGGAAGCAUUACCAGAAGGGUUUUUUGACGACCCUGAGAUAGACGCGAGGGUACGAAAGGUUGAUGCCCCAAAGGACCAGAUGGACAAAGAAUGGGACGAAUUUCAAAAAGCUAUGAGACAGGUCAACACUAUUUCCGAAGCCAUAGUUGCCGAAGAGGAUGAGGAGGGACGGUUGGACCGGCAGAUUGGGGAGAUCGAUGAGCAGAUUGAGUGUUACCGUCGAGUGGAAAAGCUGCGGAAUCGCCAGGAUGAAAUAAAAAAUAAGCUUAAAGAGGUUCUGACCAUAAAAGAACUGCAGAAAAAGGAAGAGGAGAAUGUUGACAGCGAUGAUGAGGGGGAACUACAGGAUUUGUUGUCUCAGGAUUGGAGAGUGAAGGGAGCUUUGUUAUAGGGUAUCAGAGACCCACGCUUUUGUACUGUUGUGUAGAAAGUGCUGUCUCUCAGUACAGUACCCUUUACUCCAUGCCUAGAGAUUUGGUAACCUAACUGGAUUGUUGAGAUACAAUGAACAUUCGAAGAGACCACUUUGGAAGAUUAGUGUAAAAUAUUUUUGAGGUAGAGGUGUUUUUGAAGUAUUACUUAAAUGCCAGUUUUUUCAUACAUUUAUAUAGCUAAAGUUUGGGUUGUAAAAACUGUAAAUGUUGUACAUUUUAAAUAUAUAUUUACCUAAGAA